AUGCAUAUUUAUUUGACUUCCCUAGGGCCCCCGGCAAGCCUUUUCCAGCCGCCCCGUCGCCCAGGCCUGGGGACUGUUGGGAAACCCAUCCGCCUCCUCGCCAACCAUUUUCAGGUUCAGAUCCCUAAGAUUGAUGUUUAUCACUACGAUGUAGAUAUCAAACCAGAAAAACGCCCCCGAAGAGUGAACAGAGAGGUGGUGGAUACUAUGGUGAGGCACUUCAAGAUGCAGAUAUUCGGUGAUCGGCAGCCUGGAUACGAUGGGAAACGGAACAUGUAUACUGCACACCCAUUACCUAUAGGCCGGGAUAGAGUGGAUAUGGAGGUAACACUUCCAGGAGAGGGGAAGGACCAGACAUUUAAAGUAUCCAUUCAGUGGGUGUCAGUCGUCAGCCUUCAGCUGCUGCUGGAAGCUCUGGCGGGGCACUUGAAUGAAGUUCCUGAAGAUUCUGUACAGGCGCUUGAUGUAAUCACACGGCACCUUCCCUCCAUGAGGUACACUCCUGUGGGUCGCUCCUUUUUCUCCCCUCCUGAAGGUUAUUACCACCCCCUGGGAGGCGGCAGGGAGGUCUGGUUCGGUUUCCACCAGUCGGUCAGGCCUGCCAUGUGGAACAUGAUGCUCAACAUUGAUGUGUCAGCGACUGCUUUCUAUCGCGCCCAGCCUAUCAUUGAGUUCAUGUGUGAGGUCUUGGACAUCCAGAACAUCAAUGAACAAACCAAGCCUCUUACAGACUCCCAGCGCGUCAAAUUUACCAAAGAAAUCAGAGGUCUAAAAGUAGAGGUUACCCAUUGUGGCCAGAUGAAGAGAAAAUACCGAGUUUGCAACGUUACUCGGCGACCAGCCAGUCAUCAGACGUUUCCCCUGCAGCUGGAAAAUGGGCAGGCUAUGGAGUGCACAGUAGCUCAGUAUUUUAAGCAGAAAUACAGUCUGCAGCUAAAAUAUCCUCACCUUCCCUGUCUCCAAGUAGGACAGGAACAGAAACACACAUACUUACCACUUGAGGUGUGUAACAUAGUGGCAGGCCAGAGAUGUAUCAAGAAGCUAACAGACAAUCAGACGUCAACUAUGAUAAAAGCAACUGCAAGAUCUGCGCCGGAUCGACAGGAAGAAAUCAGCAGACUAGUGAAAAGUAACAGUAUGGUUGGUGGACCUGAUCCAUACCUGAAGGAGUUUGGUAUUGUUGUCCAUAAUGAAAUGACAGAGUUGACAGGCAGAGUUUUGCCAGCACCAAUGCUGCAAUAUGGAGGCAGGAACAAGACUGUGGCCACACCAAACCAAGGUGUGUGGGACAUGAGAGGGAAACAGUUCUAUGCUGGCAUUGAGAUUAAAGUUUGGGCUGUUGCCUGUUUUGCUCCUCAAAAACAAUGCAGGGAAGACUUACUAAAGAGUUUUACGGACCAGCUGCGCAAGAUCUCCAAGGAUGCAGGGAUGCCGAUCCAAGGCCAGCCCUGUUUCUGUAAAUACGCCCAGGGUGCGGACAGUGUGGAGCCCAUGUUUAAACACUUAAAACUGACUUAUGUCGGUCUGCAGCUGAUCGUGGUGAUUCUGCCUGGAAAGACGCCCGUGUACGCUGAAGUAAAGCGGGUUGGUGACACUCUUCUAGGAAUGGCGACUCAGUGCGUUCAGGUAAAGAAUGUGGUAAAAACCUCACCACAAACGCUGUCCAACCUGUGUCUGAAGAUAAAUGCGAAGCUUGGAGGAAUCAACAACGUGCUUGUACCUCAUCAAAGGCCCUCGGUGUUCCAGCAGCCAGUGAUCUUUUUGGGAGCAGAUGUCACUCACCCUCCUGCUGGGGAUGGAAAGAAGCCUUCCAUCGCUGCGGUGGUGGGCAGCAUGGACGGCCAUCCGAGCCGCUACUGCGCUACAGUGCGCGUGCAGACCUCCCGUCAGGAGACCUCCCAGGAGCUGCUGUACAGUCAGGAGGUGAUACAGGACCUGACUAAUAUGGUGCGAGAACUAUUGAUCCAAUUUUACAAAUCCACUCGUUUCAAGCCCACAAGGAUCAUUUACUACAGAGGGGGAGUAUCAGAAGGGCAGAUGAAGCAGGUAGCUUGGCCAGAACUGAUAGCAAUCCGGAAGGCCUGUAUUAGUUUGGAAGAAGAUUAUAGACCAGGAAUAACCUACAUUGUUGUGCAGAAAAGGCAUCACACCAGACUAUUCUGUGCUGACAAAACAGAAAGGGUGGGUAAGAGCGGCAACGUACCAGCGGGCACUACUGUGGACAGCACGAUCACACAUCCUUCUGAAUUUGACUUUUACCUCUGUAGCCAUGCGGGGAUUCAGGGAACCAGCCGGCCCUCCCACUACCAGGUCUUGUGGGAUGACAACUGUUUUACUGCAGAUGAGCUACAGCUGUUGACGUAUCAGCUGUGUCACACGUAUGUCCGGUGUACGCGAUCAGUCUCUAUUCCGGCUCCUGCGUACUACGCCAGGCUGGUAGCAUUUAGAGCCAGGUACCAUCUCGUGGACAAGGAUCACGACAGUGCUGAAGGCAGCCACGUGUCAGGACAGAGCAACGGCCGUGAUCCUCAGGCUCUGGCAAAGGCAGUGCAGAUCCACCACGAUACUCAGCAUACGAUGUAUUUUGCUUGAGAGCACCUGGGAAGAUGAGGCAAACCCAACAACCCAUGCAGUCCUGAAAUGUUUUGAAUGCCGACUGCGAUAGCUAGGGCCCAGCUGAUUUCAGACUGCCCGCUACCAGCAGCUCUGAACAGUCGCACUGAAUCUGUACUUCACAGCAAUGUCUGAUGCACCGACACAAUUGAGCCAUUUGUUUCAUUAUUUUGUGUACUAGAAAUUCAUAGACUGUCUUUUCUGAUGCAUUGGACUGAAUUUUUACCUCAAAGCGCAAAAGGCCGAUCAUCCUGAAAUUUUUAAAGGACUUGGCAUGAAAGGUUUCUAUUGAAUAUUUUGCUAGCUAUCGUUUUUAAGUUAUCUUCUCAUCCCAUUAGUUUAUCAUGACGACUGAUUCCCUGUCUUCGUGCACUGCUUAGUGAGUAUGCAUAUUAUGGCAAAAUGUUUUACUCCAGUUAAAUGUAAUUGUUCUAUUGUGUGGGGCCAUAGAUUUUUUAAUGGAGAUUUUAGACUUCACUACUGUAAAUGCCUUUUAACAGCAUAACUUUCACAGGUAUUGCAGUUUUUUGUCAGUUUUACUGAUUAUCUUUUUAAUCUCUGCAGACUUUGGCUGCAAAGCAAUUGCACUAUACUGCGAAUUCAAAUAGGUGGUUCUUGUUCUGUGAAUGUGUAAUAUAACCAGAUAGUGAUGCCUGUCAGUAGAUUUUAAUUAUAAUGGUUAUAAAUAAUACUGCCAUGGUAUCGUAACAAGUACUGAACCAUCAUUUCCCCCUCUAAAAAUGAUAAAAACAAAA
Molecule: messenger RNA, 3368 nt
Organism: Charadrius vociferus (killdeer)
Lineage: Eukaryota; Metazoa; Chordata; Aves; Charadriiformes; Charadriidae
Gene: AGO4
Product: argonaute RISC catalytic component 4
Exons: 17
Coding region: 1-2592 (863 amino acids)
Molecular function (GO): RNA binding; protein binding
Source: RefSeq, a predicted model, not a curated record